AUGUCGUAUACUAGUGCCGUCCGCCUAAGCAGAGGUCAGACUUCUGUGGCCAUCGCAGGUGCGACUGGCAGUCUAGGUGAGAGCUUCGCUAUAGCUUCAGUCUUUCUUGAGUCUCCAUACAGACCGUUCUUCUCUCGAGUCAUCGUCAUCACGCGCAGCGCUCAAUCGGCCAACGCGAGACGACUCGAAUCCCUUGGAGCCACUCUUCACGAGAUACCUACCGCGUCUGACCGUCAUGUGCAGAAGCAGGCAUUGAACGAGGCUCUGAAGAGCAUUGAUGUCGUUAUUGAUGUGCUCAACCACGAAGCCAAGGAACUCGCCAAAGACCUGUUCGAGGCAGCACUAGCGCAGAAUGUAUGUGUGUACUUUCCGAGCGAGUUCGGAGUGGAUCACCGGUUUAAUGACUUCCCAGGCUACGACCACUCCGCCUGGAUCUACAAGCGUCAGAAUGACGUUCAAAUGCGGGAGAAGGUCAAGGACAGCGGGAAAGAAAUGAAGAUCGUCGUGGUCUAUCCGGGUCUCUUCCUCGAAAUUGCUAUAACCGUACUCGGAUUCGACAUUGGCCGAUCUAUUUUCUCUGCUGUUGGGUCGACUUCCGCCAACUUUUCUGUCACAUCCAAAUCGGACAUCGGGCGUGCGGUCGCUGAGCUCUCUAUCCUCUGUAUGUCACCAGUCAACGCUUCGGAGGUGCCGGACCAUAUCCGCAUCGCUGGCGACAGCAUCAGCUUUGAGGAGGUUCGAGAGUUAGUUCAGGAGAGGACUGGAAGGGAGAUCGAGCUGCGUACGGAGGACUUGGUGCAAUAUAAAUUGCAACUCAAAGAAACGACUAUCAGAGAUGGAGAGGGAAGGCCUGCGCACUGGAUCAGGGCACUCGUGGGCGAAGGCAAGAUGGACUUUAGUAAGGAUAAUCAAAACGAACUCGUCAACACGGGCGAAAGGAGCUGGAAAUGGAAGACUGUGACGCAGCAUCUGCGUGAGGCGCCAGCUGUGUAG
Stereum hirsutum FP-91666 SS1 is the source of this 993-nucleotide messenger RNA. RefSeq lists its product as uncharacterized. Lineage: Eukaryota; Fungi; Basidiomycota; Agaricomycetes; Russulales; Stereaceae. The transcript has 5 exons. The record is from RefSeq and is a predicted model, not a curated record. Bases 1 to 993 code for a protein of 330 amino acids.